AGCCAGCUAGCUAGCUAGAUAAAUAGAUAGAUAUUGAGGGGGGACAAUGAAGGGAGUGUGCCUGCGGGCCAGCUGUGGGCCCUUCCCUGCCGUAAAACAAGAAGGGAGAAAAAUAUGGAAGGAGACUUGUGUGAUUUUGUCCUGUGUAGGCAGCAGAGGGCGUCCAUGACACAAUUUCAUCCAGAGUUUCCUCUUUGGCCUUGAGUAGUCCACCUUGAAGCAUCAUUCUAUUCUUGGUGAGACUUCAUCGUCCCCUCUGUUGGCUCCUCUUUGCCAUUCAUAUCUUCUCUUAGGCUUCAGUCAGUUUUGCUUUAAGAUAAGAUAUCCUUUAUUUGUCCCACUCUGGGGAAAUUUACAUUUACUUUACCAUCCCUUUUUAGCCGUUGUACUCCUUCCUUUGCAUUAAUUCGCUUCUUUUCUUAGCUUUGGUUUGUCUUUCACUUUUGAAGGCUUGGGAUGUGAUCGAGGGUGCGGCGUGGCCACGGCAAUCGAUACUGAGUGAGAUGAGGCGGAGGCGGGGGCGGGCCGGGCGUUUUAUGGCCUCCAUCAGAGAGCAAAGUCUUCUCGCGUCAACACGCCGUGAUCUUUCGGUGCGAGGUUUACAGGUGGCUUUGUUCAUCGUAGUCUUGGUCUCCUUCUUGGCCGUUGGGACCCUUCCUGGGCAGACUUGGUCAACUUCUUCAUCUUCUUCUUCUUCUUGCUGACCGUCGGGAACGUUGGGGCGGCGACAAUGUCGACGGCAGUGGAGGCGACGGGCUUUGUCAUGUGCCUGCUGAGCUGGCUGCUGACGGGCGCGGCGCUGGCUAACGACUACUGGAAGAUCUCCACCGUGUCGGGCAGCGUCAUCAUCUCGCAGCGCCAGUUCGAGAACCUGUGGCACUCAUGCGCCGAGAACAGCGCCGGCAUUGCCGAGUGCAAGGACUUCGAAUCUUUGCUCUCAUUGCCCGGUCAUGUCCAGGCAUGCCGUGCCCUGAUGAUUGUGUCUUUGGUGAUGGGUUUGGGCUCCAUGGUGGUUUCUCUACUGGGCCUCAAGUGCAUCAAGAUCGGCUCCGCCGGAGACACCUCCAAGGCCAAGAUGGCCGUCACCGGAGGCAUCCUCAGCAUCCUGGCCGGUGUUUGCUGCAUGACGGCAGUGUCGUGGUACGCCAGCAUGGUGGUGCAGGACUUCUACAACCCGCUCUACAUGGGCGUCAAAUUUGAGCUGGGCGUGGGCCUGUACUUGGGCUGGGGAGCCUCCAGUCUCUCCUUGCUGGGGGGCGGCUUGCUGUGCACAGCCUGCAAGAGGGCGUCGCCUGCUGGCCGCAAAAGUGGUUACUAUGGCAACGGUCCUGCAUCCAAGGUCUACAAGGCCACACCUACGUCGGAGGCGGCGACAGCCAGAGCUUACGUCUGAAUAGACACACACACACACACACACACACACACACACACACACGACAUUUUAACUGAGAUGAUGAUUUGCAAACAGUCCACCUCAUAGCUUUCAUGACAUCACAAUCAUGCUUGGGUGAAUAAAGGAGUGUUUUUGUCUUUUCCAUA
This is a messenger RNA of Hippocampus zosterae (dwarf seahorse), 1539 nucleotides long. RefSeq names its product claudin 15-like a (gene cldn15la). NCBI's taxonomy places the organism in Eukaryota, Metazoa, Chordata, Actinopteri, Syngnathiformes, Syngnathidae. The transcript is spliced from 5 exons. The record is from RefSeq and is a predicted model, not a curated record. Bases 731 to 1393 code for a protein of 220 amino acids. Gene Ontology annotation, biological process: cell adhesion; bicellular tight junction assembly. Gene Ontology annotation, molecular function: structural molecule activity. Gene Ontology annotation, cellular component: plasma membrane; bicellular tight junction.